AUGUUUCAUCUUACAUUAAGGACAUUAAUCAUAUUUGCUUUAUUUCUCUGCGUCAGCUGCCAACGCGACGGAGAAUACAUAAAACUGUUGAGACAACUUAAAAGACAGACACAUGAUUAUGGAACCAGUUCUACAGGAACCGAUAUAAAAUUGCUUGACCGUGCUGAAAUAAACGAUAACUUCGUACGGCCAAUGUUAAGGAGUAAUUCAUUUGUUUCAAAUAACGGCGAGACCAAAAAAAGGCGUUUCCUCAAGGGGGAGCAUGAAGGGAGAGUUAGGGAAAUCAUCGCCUUCGUGAAAACGCAUCCGCUCACGGCUAAAUAUUUCUACGACGAGGUGCAAAGGAUCAAACGACAGAACGUAGUGAAGGACGACCUGAGGAAAAUGGUGACCCUGUUAGAACGCAUGCCCGAUCUCAAAAAGGAAAUAUUGGACUUGUUCCAGAAAUAUCUCAAGAACGUUGUAAAAGUGACGGACUUUUGGGCGCGUCCGCCCAAUGACCUCGUCAUUAAUCCCUUCGGCGGGGCCUUUAUCGACUCUACAUACACU
Iphiclides podalirius (scarce swallowtail) is the source of this 549-nucleotide messenger RNA. The record is from the annotation of a GenBank genome assembly. NCBI's taxonomy places the organism in Eukaryota, Metazoa, Arthropoda, Insecta, Lepidoptera, Papilionidae.